Molecule: messenger RNA, 1380 nt
Organism: Podospora pseudopauciseta
Lineage: Eukaryota; Fungi; Ascomycota; Sordariomycetes; Sordariales; Podosporaceae
Source: the annotation of a RefSeq genome assembly
AUGAAUAAUAAAACUCCAAAGUUUUUAUCUAUUUUUUUGGCGCAAGCUCUUAAUAAAGAUAAUAAAAAAAUACCUUUUAAAAGUAAAUCUGAAGUAGGAAAAAGAUACUUUCCCCCUGUAUCUAGGGAAUGAAAAAAUAGUAUUUAUGUAUUUAAUAAAAAUAAUAUAAAAAAUAUGCCUAUUUAUGAUUUAAAUAUUAAUUUAUUAAUUAAAAGUUUUUUUAAUUUGUAUUUUAAUCCUAAAUUUUUAUAUAAUAAAUAUAGAUCAUAUAAAACUAGAAGUAUUUCAUUAAAUAAAAUAUUUGCUAGUAAGGCAGAAGUAAAACAUACUAAUAAUAAAGCAGUUAUAACUGUAUAUGUCUAUAACAGAGAAAAAAUAUCUUUAUUAAAAAAAAUAAAAAAAUUAAACAAAAAUCUUUUUAAUUUAAUAGCUAAAUUUGCAGUUAUUUUAUAUAAGAAGGAAGGUGGCUGCACACGAAGUCUGGCUGCUUCUAAUCCGGAGGAUAUGCAAACAAGCUAUAGCUCUGAUUUUAAGGAUUUAGCUAAAGCUGAUAACCAACCAGUAGCCCUACGAAGUCUGCAAGAAAUUUUUAAAUAUGAAAAAACUCUAACUAAAUCUUUUUUAAUUAAAAACUUAAGACUUCUUAGAAAAUAUAAAUUAAGACUAAAUCUUAAUAAAUAUAAAUUUGAAGAAAAACUUUUAUAUAAAUUGAAAAAUUUUAUAGUAAAAUAUUAUAAUAAGAAAGUUGAAUUUAAUAUUGUAAAUAUUAGAUCGGUGGUAUUUCAUAGUGAUUUUUUCACUAAUAUUUUACUAUCUAAAUUAAAAAAUAGAAGAGCUAAUAUAUUAAGAACGAUGGAUACUAUUUUAAAUAAGGUAGUUUUACCUAAAGUAAAUAGAAUAAUAGAAAAAAGUUUUCAUAUAAAAGGUAUAGAUUUUAAAUUAUUAGAAAAUAAAUAUCUAAAUACUAAAAUAAGUUAUAUACUUAGAGGGGGCAAGCUCGAUAAGAAUUUAUCUAAAUUCUUAAAUAAGUUAUUUUAUAACGUUAUGAGUGCCGCUGCCACAGCAGCAGCUUCACACCAGUGCCUUAAUAAAGAUUAUUUAAAAAUAUAUGAAAUAAUUUUUAAUUCUAUAAAUUAUAAAAAUAUGGGCGGUGUAAGAUUAGAAGCUAAAGGUAGAUUAACUAAACGAUAUAGAGCAGAUAGAUCUCAAUUUAAAGUAAGGUGGAAAGGAGGUUUGAAAAACAUUGAUUCUUCAUAUAAAGGAUUAUCAUCUAUAAAUAUGAGAGGUUUUGUUAAACCUAAUAUUGAUUAUUCAAUACUAGCGUAUAAACGUCGGAUUGGUGCUUUUGCAGUAAAAGGUUGAGUGUCAGGUAAAUCUUAG